AUGGCUGAGGAUCCAUCACAUAAACCAUUUAUAACUGGUGCAGAAUCAACAGGAAACAAUUCAACACAGAAAGGUUGUACACCAUGGUUAUUAAUAUCAUGUAUUAUAUUAACAAUGUCAACAGCAUUCGUCUUCGGUUGGGGUCUUGGUGCACCGAAUCAAUAUAACACAUAUACCGAAGAUUUUUUGAAUGGUACCGACCCAUGUGUCGCUGAACGAGACCGAAAUGAAUUAAAGCGUCUAAACGAUGAACGUCUUCUACACGCUGGACAUCAUCACCACAAUGAUUCAGUAGUUAUUCUUACUAUGGCAGUUGAUUCUGGUGAUAGACCAGCCGUAUCAGAAACAACAGAGACAGCAGUUAAAGUAGUUAAAGAGAAAUUUAAUUUUGUAUUAGAAUUAAUUAAAGGUAUACCACAAACAGUAUUUUUAAUUGGAGCAUUUAUUGGUGCAGUAACCGGUCCAUUUUGGCCAAAUUGUAUGAAUCGUAAAAAAACUGUUUAUGCCAAUUUUGCAUUUUGUUUUGCAUCAUCCUUAUGUGUUCUAUUAUCAUACUAUUUACAAAAACCAUGGUUAUUUUACGUAUCACGUUUAUUAAUGGGCUAUCAAGGAGGAAUGGCUUGUGUUAUUGUACCACCGUAUAUUGGUGAAAUUUCCUCACAACGUGUGCGUGGUGCAGCUGGUUCAUCCUUUCAGUUGGCAUUAACUAUUGGCAUUUUAAUAGCACAAGUUGUUGGUUUACCGUUUAUCGCUGGAACAUGUAAACAUUGGGGCUGGGGUUUGGCAAUUGUCUUUGUUUUACCCUUAAUUUCUACUGUUCUUAUGUUGCUCGUACCGAAUUCACCAACACAAUUAAUACGAAAAUAUAAUGAUGAAAAACAAGCAGAAAUUGAUUUAAAAAAAUUGCGUAAUACUGAAGAUGUUCGUGGUGAUUUGGAUAAUAUUCAUUAUCAAGCCCGACAAGAAGGAGGUACAGAAUCAUUAUCAAUACCCGCUGUUCUAACAACAGCACGUUAUCGUUGGCCAAUGUUAACCACUAUCGUAUUACAAAUGGCGCAAGCAUUGUCCGGUAUCAAUGCAGUCUUUUUUUAUUCAUCAAAAAUGUUUGAAAAAGCUGGUAUUAAAAAGGACUUAAUUCCCUAUGCUAAUAUCGGUACAGGUAUUAUUAACGUCUUGGCUACUAUUGUUGCAUUAUCAUUAAUUGAAAAAGUUGGUCGUCGUGCAUUGAUUAUCUAUCCAAUGGGUGUUAUGGUACUUGUAUUUGGAAUUUUAACAGCUUUGGUUGAAGUCAAUGAACGAAUAAAUAAUCCAACAUUGGGAUGGUUUAGUGUCAUUUUUGUUCUUAUAUUUGUUGUUUGCUUUGCUGUUGGUCUUGGUCCAAUACCAUUUAUCUAUUCAUCCGAAGUAUGUCGUCCAGAGGCACGUGACAGUGUUCAAGCAUUAGGAUUAGUGGCUAAUUAUCUUGGAAAUAUUUUAUUAUCAUUAUUUUUUCCAGCAUUAAAUUCAAUAUUAGGUGGCUAUGUAUUUCUUAUAUUUUUUGUCUUGGUUCUAUUACAUUUGGCAUUUUUAUAUGUUAAAAUGCCCGAAACAAAAAAUAAAACAAUUGAAGAAGCUGAACGUUUUUGGAAAAUACCAACAACAGUACCCACACAACAGUAUGGAAAAGAUAAAUUAUUACCUGUUAGCACAUAA
Didymodactylos carnosus is the source of this 1692-nucleotide messenger RNA. The record is from the annotation of a GenBank genome assembly. NCBI's taxonomy places the organism in Eukaryota, Metazoa, Rotifera, Eurotatoria, Philodinida, Philodinidae.